This is a messenger RNA of Lethenteron reissneri (Far Eastern brook lamprey), 1101 nucleotides long. RefSeq names its product nucleolin-like. NCBI's taxonomy places the organism in Eukaryota, Metazoa, Chordata, Hyperoartia, Petromyzontiformes, Petromyzontidae. The record is from RefSeq and is a predicted model, not a curated record. Gene Ontology annotation, molecular function: protein binding.
AUGGCGUCUCGCGACCUGCUGACGCAACUCCGCUGGGACCACGACGCUCAAGUGGACGUCGCCACCAGCAGCAGCUCACAGCUCCUGGACGUUGCCUACAGGGUGGACAGCAAACUCUAUGGACGAGCCCGCUGGCGGACCGUCUGCGCUGCCACCGCAGAGACACGGUGCGAUGUCUCCUCAGCGCUGCGACAUCCCGGCGACCGCUAUCAACUUCGCGUCAGAUCCACCGUCUCAUCACCACCACCAUCACCACCAUCAUCCUCACCCUGGGUCGUGGUUGAGGUCUUACCCUUGAAGACAACCGUGCUGAGUGCUCCCACUGUCACCUUGGUGCUGCACAAGAAAUCGACGGAGGAGGAGGAGGACGGUGACGAUGACGAUGAUGAGGAGGAGGAGUGCCGUCAUGAGGAUGAGGGCUACGAAGACGAUGACGACCACAAAGAUGACUACGACGAUGACGACGAUGACGACGACGACGAUGAUGAUGACGGUGACGUCGCUGAUGGUGUGGACCGUGUCAACAACCACCACAGCGAUGACGAUGAUGAUGAUGACGGUGACGUCGCUGAUGAUGACGGUGACGAUGAUGACGGUGACGACGACGAUGAUGACGGUGACGAUGAUGAUGAUGUGGACCGUGUCAACAACCACCACAGCGAUGACGACGAUGACCACGACGAUGACGACGAUGAUGACGAUGAUGACGACGGCGAUGAUGAUGAUGAGGAGGAGGAGGCGGAGUGGUGGGAGCUCUCCGUGGGGAUCUCCAUGAGGAGUGCAUGGAGGAGGAGAAUGGCGCUUCGCGACGUGGUGCACCACCAGGAAGCAGAGAUCUCCACGAGGGGGGGUGGCACUACCAGCACGAUGAGGGAUCACUUUGUGGGAUGUCGCUACCACCACGCCGUGCCCCCGUCUGGAAGCGAGGUUGAAUACUGCGUCCGCGUGAGAAUCGUGGCUGACUACCCCCGGUGGAAGACAGGGGAGUGGUCUCCACUGUCCUGUGUCUCCGUCCCUCCACCACACAGCACCGUGGGUGAGUGGGUGUGUGUGUGAGUGAGUGGGGGAGUGAGUGGGUGAGUGGUUGAUUGGGUGGGUGAG